GCACUUCACCUUGUUCUCCUCUGGCGUGUGCAGUGCAGUCACAGCUUCAAGCUUGAACAACAACACCUAAUUUCCACUCACCGCGUGUUCGUGGAGCCAUAGCACAGUCUUGCUCGGCUACUUCCUCCACUAAGUUGUUUCAACUGGCGUUGAAAUGCGUCGGGCGGACUAACUUUGAACUUUCAAUCGGUGCGUUCGUGUGAGAAGGAGAAGUAAGAGGAGGAGGUGGACCCGCGCUCACUCGAGCCUCGCUCACUCACCCACUCGCUCGCUCCCUGCCAGUCUUUUGUAUCCAGCAGCUGCGUGUACAUGCUCGGCCACAGGCGUUCCAUGAGGGGCACCUUCUUACAGCCUUCCUGCAGGGAUUCCUUGCGCGUCGAAGAGGGAUAACCCAAACUUCCACUACUACUACUGCUUGUACUGCUACCACCGCCGCCACCGCCACCACCACCAGGCUCCGCGGUGCGCUUUGGAUUGUAAAGUCGCGAAAAGCACCCCGUACCCCGGUGCGCCACAGCCGCGCGACCCCACCUACUGGUUUUUUUUUUUGCCAUGGAUGUAGGUUUUUACCCCAACGCCGGUGGAAAUGCUAUUCCCGGAGAAUCGCCGAACCUGGAUUUCUCUCACUGUUUGGGAUACUACAACUUCAACAAGUUCCAGAACAACAACAACUACAUGAACAUGUCAGAAGCGAACACCGCCCUGCUGACUGCUGGUGAUACCUUUCACACACCCAGUCUGGGGGACGAGGAGUUUGAGAUUCCUCCCAUCACACCUCCACCGGAAAUGGAGUCCGGCCUUGGCCUGUCUGACGGUGAUUCUCCUUUCCAUACCAUGCCGGAGCCUCCGGCCCACCACAGGGGCUCCCUGAUCCCUCAGUUUCCCCCUCAGAGCUUGGAUCUGCCCUCCAUCACCAUCUCACGCAACAUGAUGGAGCAGGAAGGGAUGGGGAUCAGCAACAGCCAACCGAUGAAUGUUGGACCAGCCCAUCUCCGCCACUACGCGGCUAACCCAGCCAUGCUGAUGAAGUCCAUCGCCAAUAUGAGCGGCCCCAACGGCAUGAUCUCGCGGAAUCAGCUGACCACCAUCAACCAGUCACACCUCAACACACAAUUGAACCUGAACAUGGGCGGACCCAGCAUUGUCCACACUUCGCCGUCGCCACCGGCCAGCAAGUCCGCUACACCGUCACCCUCCAGCUCCAUUAACGAAGAUGACCAAGACGACAGCAACAGGGUGGUCGGCGAAAAGCGACCGGCACCCGUCGAUCCCACUAAAAAGCCCAAGACGCCCAAAAAGAAAAAGAAGAAGGAUCCCAACGAGCCUCAGAAGCCGGUGUCGGCUUACGCUCUAUUCUUCCGAGACACGCAGGCCGCCAUCAAGGGUCAGAACCCCAACGCCACCUUUGGCGAAGUAUCCAAGAUCGUAGCGUCCAUGUGGGACGGUCUUGGGGAGGAGCAAAAACAGGUGUACAAAAGCAAAACAGAAGCUGCCAAGAAGGAGUACUUGAAGGCCCUGGCAGCAUAUCGCGCUAGUCUGGUCUCCAAGGCUGCGGCGGAAUCCGCAGAGGCGCAGACGAUCCGGUCUGUGCAGCAGACCCUGGCCUCCACCAGCCUCUCUCCGGGCCUGGUAAUGCCCUCGCCUCUCAAUCAGCACCCCUCCAUGCCUUCGGCCUCCCAGGCCCUCCAGCAAGCCCUACCCCGAGCCAUCGCCCCCAAACCCCUACAGAUGAGACAAGGAGGCAGUCAAAUCGUCACCUCAGUCACUGUUUCCCACCAGAACAUGUCCCCGGGGAUGCCCCAAAUGCUCGGCCAGAUGGGCUCCGCCGUGACCAUGCCGCAUCCUCCACCCGUGUCGCAGAUGAGCCCGCCCAUGCAACAUCAGCAGCAGCAUACCAUGCAGCAGCAAAUGCAGCAGCACCUCCAGCACCACCAGAUGCAGCAGCAGCAGAUGCACCACCAACAGAUCCAGCAGCAGAUGCAGCAUCAGCACUUCCAGCACCACCUCCAGCAGCAGCUCCAACAGCACCACAUCCACCACCAACAACAACAACAGCAGCAGCAGCACUUGCAAAUGCAGCACAUGCAAAUGCAGCAGCAAAUGCAUCAGCAGCAAAUCCAACAUCUCCAACAACACCAGUCCCAGUGUUCCCCACCGCAGCACUCGCCCAGUACGCCCCUUUCUGUGGGCUCUGCGUCACUCGGCAGCCCCCAGCCGGCCCCCCAGCAGCAGAACCCUCCACCGCCGCAACACCCCUCUCAGAUCCAGACCCACGCCCAGGUCCUUUCCCAAGUCAGUAUUUUCUGAGCCAAAAUCCUCCAAGGACAUUAGAAUAAAAACAUCAGUCCUUGUUGCUUUUCAGCGUUGCACUUAACAAGUGUGUCACGUUUUAGAAUGUUAUACCAAGAAGAACUUAUGUCCAUUGGUAUAGGCAGAUAUGCACUUGCAUGUAAACGUGAGGCCAAUGGGGGAGAGGGGUUAAUAGGGUGUUGUCCAAGGGCAUUUACAGAUACUCCCUAACUUACAAACAAGUUACGUUCGAGUUCAUAAAUUGGAAUUUUGCCAUUUUUCAAUUGUUACUAUGUAUUCCUUAGCUUACCUUGUUCAUUGAAAACAAAGUCAAUACAAUCUCAGGAGUGUGUGGUUCUUAAUACUACAACACAUUUUGAUAUCAAAUACAAUACCUUGACUUACGAGUUGAAGUUGUUCAAUGACUCGGCUCGUAACUCAGUUUAAUCGUGUCUCCAAUUGUGAGUCGCAGGAUGCUGGGCAGAUGUGGCAUUCACGUAUCUUGUUCGUACUUCAAAUUUUGUCGCGCAACACUGAGCAAAAUAAUUGACUGAGCGAUGACUCAAAGUUUGGACAACUCGUAGAUUGAUGGACUCGUAAGUCAAGGUACCACACCAUGCACUGUUAUAAAAUCGUCUUACCUUUGAUGUGACUACUGGGGGAGAGUGUUGGCAACUUCAUACUCUUUGUCAUCCAGCGUUUAGUCAGUCAGGGUUUCUUCAGUGUGGGUUUCUUUAACAGCCGAGGUUUUUCUUUAGGUCGACCGGACUAUACAGAAGAAUUUAUCCAAGGCAGUUUGCACCAUUUUUCUCUUUUUCCCGUCGUAAAUACAUUAGUUGUUACAGUCAUGAACACUAGUUGAAACCUUUGAGAAUCUUUCAGUGUUGGAGUCCUGAAGCGCAAACGUACGGAGAUAAGUCUGUAAGACAAAUAUCAUUCUUAUCUCAAACUUCUUGGAUGGAACACGUUCCUCUUCUUCAUGCUCUUCAUUUAAUUGCAUCUUUUACAAUAGAGCUGGGUGCUGCUCAGCAUGGGUUGGGGCAAAACGUGGUACACUUAAGGUACGCAACUCAAAAUUUAGACUUGCAGUAUAUAGUAGUGUGUUUGUAUAUAUAUAUAUAUAUAUAUAUAUAUAUAUAUAUAUAUAUAUAUAAUUUUAUUUUUUUUAACUAACACAGAAGUUUUUGGAUGUCCGUAAUGUAUAUUAAGUUUGAUGUUCGUAAGUAAGGGAGUGUCUGUACUCGUUUGUUUGUGACAUUUUAAAUUUGUCAACGGGUACGCCUGCGUCUGUCACUGUUUUUAUUUAACUCUGAAGCUUUAUUUAUGAGGACCAGAGGUGACAACAAAGGGACAAAUGGGAGAGGCUCAUUCCAAUUGGACUGGUCCAGGUUGGGGGAGGACAUUUUAAGACCGAAAAGAUCAUUUUUGUGUCACCAUGUUGUCCAAGUGUACCUGUUAUCUGCUGUAAGUGUUUUUGUAGAGGCGGGGCUGGUAGUGCCCCACCACACCCUCAAAAUGUCCUCCAUUAUUACUUUUAACAUCAGUUGUUUAAACAAUUAAAUUAUGUUUUUGUUUUAUUGGCUAACAAAAAAGGGGAUAUUUUAUGAUCCAUCUCUCAACGUGGACACUUUCGAGGUGAGUGAUGUAUUUUUGCUGUGAAAAAACAAAUAAAUGAAUAAUAAAAAGAAAGCAGAGCCAGUCUGCUGUUGCACUGCCAAAGCCAACUGAAAAUCAAUGAAAGAUUUAUAAAAGGCAUUGGAAGUAUUUUUGCCAGCUGUACAGUAGACCCUAAAGUAAGUUACAAACACACACAAAAAAAAAAGAAAGAAAAUGUUGUACAUUUUUCAUAUCACUUGUAAAGUUUUAAUAUGUGAGGCUUUAAUGAAAACAUUGUUCAAAUGGCCUGUGGAUUGCUAUAUCACAUAAUGCAUUUUCUGCUCUUUUUCUACUUUUUUUUAUGAGUUACAAUAGCAGCAGUCAGUCUUUCUUUGUACCUUCGCUUUGCCAUUCAAGUAGACAAGUCAUCAAAGCAUCCAGAGACAUUCCAUCACAUCUAAUAUGACAGUAGCCAUAAUUUUUUGUAUGAAGUAUUAUAUAUUUCUGUGUGUUCAAAAUUAAACUAUCAAUCGCAAAUAUUUAUUUGAAGGGAUCCCUUUUGUUUCAGGAGCUAUUAUACCUUUUAUCUUAUUGUUAGCUACUGAAAAUAAACACUGAUGAAAUGAAUGAAACCCAAAUGUGUUUGUUUGACCCAUUUUCAAAUGUUUGCGAUAAAUGGCCAAACAACAGUUUAUUCAUGUUUUCAGUUGAAAACCUUCCUGAAGACAUCAUAUUGCAAAGUACUAGGUACUACUUCUCUUCCCUCACCACCAAAAAUCACGGCUUAUGUACCUUGCUUUUAAGUCAUGGUUCAGUCCAUAUUGGGUACAGUAAGGGAACUAAAUAAAGACAAAAAUGCAUACAGUAUAUUUUAUUUAAUAACAAUAUUUAACAAUAUAGAGAAUAAUCUUUUCUUUUUAGGAAAGUGUAAAGUCAGCAGUAUGUCAUCUUUUUUGGGAAAUGAAAAGUGCAGACAAGUGCAGAGCAUCUCACCACCAGCUAUGAUGUCCCUAACCUGAGGCUGAGCUCCACUGUGUUGGUGAACGACAUCAACAUGACAUUAGAGAGCGAGGCAGUCGCACUUCCAUUCCCUUACUUAAUAGAUGUUACGUGGGGGAACUCAGUCUGAACCAUACAAGAAAAAUCGGACUAAGACUAAAUCUGCCGUUAAACGGCUGUAAUGUUUGCUUUAUAACAACAGUUUAUCUUAGACAGAAGCAAAAACUUUCUAAAUGUUUUGGUCUCCCGCUAAAUACUGUUGUCAGGUAAUACCAGAAAAAAAAAUGCAUUUUAUCUCUGUAUUCACCAGGGAUUUGGAGGGCGGUUUGUUUGAAAAAUUCCAUGCGUGCCCAGGCGAGUAGUUGGCAAUGACACUUUGUAAAUAAACUCUACCCGUGUGGUCAACAACUGCUUUUGCUCUCAAGUUCAUACAAAAGCAUAUUUUUCAUAAUCUUGAUGUUGAUUUCAAUAUGAAGUACUCAGGAAUGCGCACAUCUUUUGUUUUUUAAAAAGUACUAUAAAUAAAAUCACCUUCAACAGCCUUAAGUUCAAAGAAAUAUUGGUCUGACUGUAUUUGAUGAGGGCGGCACGGUGGACGACUGGUUAGCACAUCCGUCUCACAGUUCUGAGGACCCCACCUUUUGCCCAGAGUUAGCUGGGAUAGGCUCCAGCACACCCGCGACCCUAGUUAGGAUAAGCGGUAUGGAAGAUUAAUGAAUGUAUUUGAUGAAUUCCGAGCAGUGCAUAUAGGAAAGUAUGAAUAUUAUCGACAUUAGGAUCAAACUGUUGACCUCUAAUUUUAAUACUCUACUUGCUGUUGCUUGUUGAGUUGAGUGUUACAUACUCGCAUAUCAUUGGCAUGCAAAGGGGGUAGCGGACGGAGCGGUGGCCCCAGGUAUCCACGUUGGGGGGGAAUCCAAACUGGUUCGGGUGGGCAUCCAAGCAACACAACCCCAGUCAACGAUCGGUUUUCAAGGGAUAAAAACUUCAAUCAGCAUUUGAGAGGCUCUCUCUCCUAAAUGUUCACCUAUUGCGGGUGGAGCUGGAACGUAUCCCCACGAUAAAGUUUUUCACUGUAUUUUUACAGUCUUCAAUAGUCUUGUGAAAAACAUU
Phyllopteryx taeniolatus (common seadragon) is the source of this 5997-nucleotide messenger RNA. It is a transcript of the gene tox3, whose product is annotated as TOX high mobility group box family member 3. Gene Ontology annotation, molecular function: chromatin DNA binding. Gene Ontology annotation, cellular component: nucleus. Bases 553 to 2307 code for a protein of 584 amino acids. The record is from RefSeq and is a predicted model, not a curated record. NCBI's taxonomy places the organism in Eukaryota, Metazoa, Chordata, Actinopteri, Syngnathiformes, Syngnathidae. Gene Ontology annotation, biological process: regulation of transcription by RNA polymerase II. The transcript is spliced from 7 exons.